CCAAUCGCUAUGACUGUUAUCUUAUCGCUUAUCAGAUCCGGGAUAAAUGCUAUCAGGUAAGGAUAAUGCUCAAGGAUUGGCAUAAACAGCAAAUUUGCCAACGGUAACAGCUGUUGCGUCGAGAGAGUUCAAAGAUCAGAUCGACAACAAUGGCCGCAGUCGACAUCUGCAAGUACACGACCACCUCCCCCGCAGACACAACACCGCUCUCGCUUCUCGAGAAAGAAGGCUACGAUGCAUCCAACGUCGUCGCUGUAAUUGGCAAAACAGAAGGAAACGGCUGCGUCAACGAUUUCUCGCGCACACUCAGCUCGCACGUAUGGGAGGCCAAAAUCCCCUCGUCCGCUGUGACUGUCUUCUCCGGGGGUACGGAGGGUGUCCUCUCGCCACAUGUUACGUUCCUCGUUCGGUCGACGAAACGGACGGGUCUUGUUGCGUGCUCGGGGCAGACGAGGGAUUUUGCGCCAAACGAGGUUGGGACGGAGGUGCAGAGUCGCGAGGUGGCGGGUGUGAUUGAGAAGAUGGUUUCUGAGGCGGGGAUUCGGAAGAGUGCUGUGCAUUUAGUUCUCAUCAAGUGCCCACUGCUCACGUCGAUGGAUAUCGAGCAGAUUCGUGCGGCGGGACAGACGCCUCUCACGACGGAUACGUAUGAAUCCAUGGCGGUUUCGCGGUAUGCGAGCGCAGUGGGGAUUGCCCUUGCCCUAGGUGAAAUCACACCGGACAAGGUCGCCGUUGCACUGCACGCAGAGAACGAGCCCGUUUGGAGCUCCCGAGCGAGCUGUAGCUCCGGCGCAGAGCUGAAAAACUGCCACAUCAUGGUCCUCGCUGCUGAUCCACAGGUGGAAAACGGCCGACUCCGCGCAACGUCAGGCUACAUGAAGGAUGCGAUUGACGCGGGGGUCCUUCUGGAAAUGCUCGACAAGAUUAAAGCAGAGCAUGGCAAGGUUGUGCAAGUUUUCGUCAAGGCGGAGGCUGAUCCCAGCGGGUCGAUUCGAGGACUGCGGCAUACGAUGAGCACGGACAGUGAUAUCCACAGUACGCGGCAUGCGAGAGCGGCUGUUGGAGGACUUGUGGCUGGGCUGGUGGGAGAUUCGGCUGUGUAUGUUAGUGGUGGAGGGGAGGGGCAAGGGCCGCCGGGGGGUGGCAGUUUGGCUAUUGUUUAUUCCGUAUGAAUUCGAGCUUAAAUGAUCAAAUGCCACCAUGUGCAAGACGUUAUGGCUGAGAAACGACACUGGCCCUCUGGCAAUUUCCGCGAGUACUUCUUCAUGAGCCACUUCAAACACUAAAUUAUCAUCUAUAUCAUUACCAUCUCUAUCGCUACGAGAACAGUAAACUCAAC
Aspergillus calidoustus is the source of this 1339-nucleotide messenger RNA. The record is from the annotation of a GenBank genome assembly. NCBI's taxonomy places the organism in Eukaryota, Fungi, Ascomycota, Eurotiomycetes, Eurotiales, Aspergillaceae.